Exophiala oligosperma is the source of this 2127-nucleotide messenger RNA. RefSeq lists its product as uncharacterized. Gene Ontology annotation, molecular function: transcription cis-regulatory region binding; zinc ion binding; DNA-binding transcription factor activity, RNA polymerase II-specific. The transcript has 3 exons. The record is from RefSeq and is a predicted model, not a curated record. Bases 1 to 2127 code for a protein of 708 amino acids. Gene Ontology annotation, biological process: DNA-templated transcription; regulation of DNA-templated transcription. Lineage: Eukaryota; Fungi; Ascomycota; Eurotiomycetes; Chaetothyriales; Herpotrichiellaceae. Gene Ontology annotation, cellular component: nucleus.
AUGAGCCCUACCGAUGAUCCAGGAUCUCAUAGCGCUGGUAGCGAUGAUAGUGAUGAUGGCGAACAGCAACACGAGACAUCCCCGCAAAAUGCCAAAAAACCGAGAUCCAGUAGAGCCUGUGUGGCUUGUCGACGUAUGAAAACACGAUGCGAAAUUGAUGAGGCUCUGGGAACAGCAUGUAAACUAUGUAUCCGAGCCCGAAGACAAUGUAUUAUGCAAACUCUUCCUCGGCGAAGAAAGCGGAAGACCACAGAGAGGGUGGCUGAUUUAGAGCGAAAAAUCAACACUCUAACCGCACUCCUCGCUUCUAACGAAUCUGUCCACUCUGGUGACCCAUCUCCGGGCUCUGGCGGCGAGAGCAUUUCUAGUCGCCACAAAAGCCAGGAUCCAGAGCAGACAGCAGACAAUUCCCAGACACUCAUUGGAAAAGCUCUAAGUCGGGGACUAUUGGAUUGGCCAACUGCCUGCAAAGCAUUCGAUCGUUACCGAAAGGAAAUGUGCCUUUAUUUCCCUUUCGUAGUGUUCCCUGCUACGACUGAUGCAAGCAUGGUGAAAGAGCAACAGCCACUCCUGUUCUUCGCUAUUUGUACCGUUGCAAUGGCGACAAUGCGUGGACCGGUCAAUCCGGAACUGUGGGACAUGCUCACCAGAGACCUAGCCUUACGCAUCAUGUACCGAGCCGAGAGAUCCCUCGAACUAGUUCAAGUUCUUCUCAUCCAUAUUUCAUGGUACACGCGGGGCAAGGAAAUGCGAGAACUGAACUUCAAUCAGAUGAUACACAUCGCUUGUGCAAUGGGUUUGGACAUUGGACUUGGGAGAAGAUCGCACAAGUCUGUCCAGUCUGAUGACCCUCACCGACUUGAGUCGCUGGCAGGAAGACGAGCGUGGCUGGGCUGUUAUUAUAUGGGCACAAACAUUGCCAUGUCUCUUCGUCAUCCGGCCGCCAUCCGUUGGUCUGUGUACAUCGAAGAAUGUCUCGACGUCCUCUCCUCCGCGCCUAGUGCAUUACCGAGCGACCGAUGGCUUUGCGAUUUGAUUAGAAUCCAGCAUAUAGCGGAAGAUGCAUCAAUGGUAUUCUCUAUGGACGAUCCAGGAUCAGUCAUAAGCUUUAGGGAUGUGAAGACUCAAUAUCAUAUCGGAGGCUUCCAUCAACAACUGGAACAGUGGCGCCGACAUGCUCAUAGCAAUCUCCAUCAAGGCUUUGUGCGCCACAUCGAAGCUACGACAACUUUGUAUGUCAAUGAGGUCGCCAUCCAUUCGGAACAUAACAUCGACGAAUUACGAUCACCUCUCCGGCCGCCGGCACAAAACGAAGCAUUGAGUCAUGAUUAUAAUGCUACAUCUUCGACUGAGUCGCAAUUUGCUCCAGCUCGCAUCGAGUGCCUAUUUACCUGUCUCUCCGCUAUUCAUAACUGCUUUGAUGCCUUGCUAUCCAUGGAUAUAUCAACCUUGGCCACCUUACCCAAUUUUUUCCUUGUUCGGACUGGUUACGCUGCUAGAGCGCUUCGGAAAUUGCUCAGUAUCUGUGAGAAUCAAGCAGCCCUGACAGGCCAGUUCCAGAUCAACGUGAAGGACUUAAAGUUCGAGGAAUAUAUGACCUCACUCAUUCAUCUCCUCGCAAGGAUUCAUGAAGAGACAAACGCUCACGUGGCUCGCGCAUUUUGCUUGGUUAUUACGCAAAUAAAACAACACGGCCUUAAGUCACUAAAGCCGUCAAUAUUUACUGAUUGUACUGCAAAGCUACCCCAGAUCGACGCACAACUCGAGAAAGAAGGGUUCCAGGGUUCAGGUUUCGGACCAAGCACCACAGGACCACCCAAAGUAGCAACUACGGCUAGCGCCAUCUCUGGGAAGCAGAUGCCUUCGAUAUCAGAGGUUUCUUAUGGGGCCGUGAGUGCUCCUCCCCAGAUGCCACUUGAGCUGCAAAGUUCAAGCUGGCUUGACAGCACUGCCACUGGAGGCAGUCUGCCCCUGUGGCAGGCCGGGUCUUUCGAUGCUGGAAUGACAGGGGACGACUUGCAAUGGUUCGAACAGGACUUCCCAUUUGAUGACAUCGAAAUGUAUCCCAUUGAGGAUCCAAACUAUGCCGUCGAAAACUCCACGUUUCACCAGACAUACCCAUCUUGA